This is a messenger RNA of Drosophila melanogaster (fruit fly), 995 nucleotides long. RefSeq lists its product as uncharacterized. NCBI's taxonomy places the organism in Eukaryota, Metazoa, Arthropoda, Insecta, Diptera, Drosophilidae. The transcript has 2 exons. The record is from RefSeq and is marked reviewed. The coding region runs from base 87 to 641 and encodes 184 amino acids.
CACCUCACACACUUCCAGUUUUAUAUACACUUUCAACACGGACAGACAUUAGUUGAAAAUUUCUAAAUUAAUUUUUUUUCAUCAAUAUGAACUUCAAGGCUCGUUAUUCGAAAUCUGUAAGUCCACCGAAGCGAGUAGGAAUAUCCCUCGAGGAUCCUGUGUCCAGCUGCGAUGAGUUUCCCAGACCCCUGGGUCCGAUGUUGAAAUACAUAGCCCUGUCUCCGAAUUAUCAGAUGCCCAGGAGAAAAGCUCCUCUAAAUAGGGCCAAUGUGCCAAAAACAAACCGGGCCAGAAAAUCUGGAAAAAAACACAAGAUGCACUUAUCCAAGGCAUCGACUUACGGCCGAAAGCGCCCUGCCAGAAAAGUCACAAAAAGGCGAGAUGUGAUCAACAAGAAACCCAGAAAAUCGAAAGGCACCAAGAUCAUUGGUGGGGAGGAGAAGCCCAUAGAAUCCAAUAGUAGACCCUGGUGGAAAUUGUUGUUUAGCAGAAAGCAGAAUGACGAAAAAACACAGCAAGAUAACAUAUCCUGCAAUGUUUUGAUGACCGACAGGUCAACCCAAACGAUUGUCAGUCCUCAAUGUAAUAAUAUUGAUGACGAUAAACUUGCACCAUUUGACAAGCCAAAUAAAUACAUUUAGCUAAAUUAUUAUGUUUCUUUACUAUGAGAUCAGAAACUGUACCAAUUCCUUAUUUUGUAAGCAGUUUUAAGGAUCAGAAUAGCUUGGGAUAACUUGGCGAACGGUCUGCCAUUUUGUUUUCCACCUAUACACGGCCAGGCAAUUGAAAUUUAAGGCCGGAAGUUUAUUGUGGCAACAAAAGAGCGAACUCGGCAGCGGAUGCUGCACCUGCCCCCACCACCACAAUACGCCACCAUUCUCAUCCUGCAAGCCGGUCCACUGGCCUUUAAGAAACGCUGACCAGAACUAGAACCACAACUUUUUUGCCGUAAAUAAAUCCCAACGAGCAUAAAUGGAAUGCAAACUUUUUUUCCG